Molecule: messenger RNA, 2403 nt
Organism: Cyphomyrmex costatus
Lineage: Eukaryota; Metazoa; Arthropoda; Insecta; Hymenoptera; Formicidae
Gene: nvy
Product: CBFA2/RUNX1 partner transcriptional co-repressor nervy
Exons: 7
Coding region: 1-2403 (800 amino acids)
Biological process (GO): negative regulation of DNA-templated transcription; DNA-templated transcription
Cellular component (GO): nucleus
Molecular function (GO): transcription corepressor activity
Source: RefSeq, a predicted model, not a curated record
AUGAAAGUGGAGGGCGGAGUGGCAACGACGACGGUCCUCCACAAGGUCAAGGUCAAGGAAGAGACGAAGGAAUGUUGCGGCUACCAGCAGACCUCGCCGUCGUCCACGUCGACGGUCACCACCGCGACCGUCGCGACGCUUGCCGUUUCGCCCGCGACGGCGAUCACCACGACCGUCACCAACAGCAACGGCGUCUCCACCGUGAACGCGAAUCCUUCCACGACCACCACGGCGGUAGUCGCCGCCGUCACCGCCACCCCCGCUUUGCAGUCGUCCAGUAUUAUCUGUCAUCCACCGACAACCGCCUCCAACACUGUGGACUCCUUCCCAGUCGACCUCGAUCUCAAGGCUAAAAGUAAGGCAUCCUCGGUAACGCGGGAGAAGUCUUCGCGCGAGGAAACGGUCCAGCCUGAGGCGCAUUCACCUUCCUCUCAGCAGCAUCAAAGGAUCGGUCAACAGAAGCAAACAAACGGCCCUCGAUCGGAAUACAAAGGCGCAUCCGGUUGCUCUAGGUCUUCUGAUAACGACAGCCCUUUGCCUUCACAAUCGCUCAAACCUGAGCUCGAGGAGGCUGCUGCAGGUACUGCAAAUGCCGGGCUCAGGACGACGGACGAGCAGAGUGAUGGUGCCGUGUUAGCGAACGGCACUGCCGGUGCAUCCAGAUGCGUCAGUGGUAUCUUCGCAGGACACGGCAAGCUCAAAAGGUUGCUGGGCACUCUGGUGCAAUUCGCCACCGAUAUCUCAACAGACACGGGUGAUACGGUGCGCACGCUGGUACUUGCGCUUUUGAGCGGCAGCAUGACCGCGGAGGAGUUUCAUUCGGCGUUGCAGGAGGCAACCAAUUUCCCACUCCGAAGCUUCGUCUUGCCGUAUCUCAAGCACACCUUGCCCUCCCUGCAAAGGGACCUGAAUAACGCCGCCAGGGUGAAUAAUCAGAGCUGCGUGCAGUUUCUACGAUCCAAUGAGUCCGCCGUUCUUGAGGCCGUAGGGCUAGUACCGUCCGGCGAGUCCGUCGAGGUCUUUGGCGAGCAUGGGGGUGCGAAUGGGAUCAGCGGUGGUAAUCAGUGCUCCACUCAUUACGCUAUGCGCUCGAAUUCUAAUCCCGGCGCCAUUCAGCACGCGGUGGGCAGCAACGCCGCGGGCGCGUUGCACCAUUAUCCUGGUGUUGCUCAUGCACCGAAACGCCGUGCCUCCGACACCCCAUACUACGAGAAUGGUGUUCUUAUGGAUGAUACGCCGGUAUAUGGCAAGAGGUCUGUCAAUCCUUGGAGUCAUCAUCAACAGCAGCAGCAGCAGCAACAGCAGCAGGCGACGGACCCGUCCUAUUGCUGGUACCAUCCGUUGCACUCCUCGGGCGGAUCGAUUCAAGGUCACGCGCACGGCCAUGGUCACGGGCCGAGCCCGGUGCCGCCUAGUCUCGUGCAGAUUAAUCAGAUAAACGCGUUCUCCACGCCGCAUCAUUUGACUCAGCAGCCACAACAAUCAUUGGGUCACGGUUUACAAACGCAAAACGGUGGCAGUCUCGAUGACGAAUGGAAAAAUAUUCAUGUGAUGCUCAACUGCAUCCUCGGCAUGGUCGAGAAGACGAAGAGAGCAUUGGCGAUCCUUCAGCGACGAGGAUGCUCCAGCCCGGCAGCCGCGGCGCCACCACCAGGUGUGGUCGCGGCGCAGAACGGUACCAGCAAUAAUGGCAAUAAUAACGGCAAUAAUCCGUCUUCGACUAACGGUGUCCAAGUAGAGUCGUCCACUGGUGAUCGGGAUGGUGGUCUGAAGCGAUUAUCCGGUGAGAUCGUCGCGCAAACGAUCAGGGCGACUGAAGACAGGGUGGCCGAGGUCAAACGAAGAGCUGAGGAAGCUGUGUUAGAAGUGAAAAGGGCUGCAGUGGCGGAGGUGCAACGUGCCGUAGCGGUUGCGGUUGCAGAGUCGAGAGCGAACGAACGUUUGAGGGUACAUCGAUUACUGGAUAUUCCUCUGUCCCAAAGAAAUCCAGGCAGUCUCCGUCAGGGCCCUUUCCUGAGAAUUCACGGUAACUCAACCGCGGUUGAGGCCAGCACCAGGAAUGUUACGACGCCGACGACGACACCGAAUUCGGCGCCAUCGACCACUGAGGACGAAAAAGAUAUUCACCUCACUAGCAUGAUGGGAUCCAGCUGUUGGAAUUGCGGCAGGCCCGCCCUGGAGACCUGCGGUGGAUGCGGGAUUGCCAGAUAUUGCGGCUCCUUCUGCCAGCAUCGCGACUGGGAAGCUGGCCACCAUACGACUUGCAACAACUUGCCGCCGCGCGAAUCGCGAAGAUCAACCUCGCGCAGUCCACCAAGAAUCGCCGCCACGAAUCUCUCUACCAAUAUCAACGAAGUCGACGCCACGCCGGUGCCGUCUGCUGGGGUCUCGAAGGGAAAGUGA